Messenger RNA from Linum trigynum, 1170 nucleotides. NCBI's taxonomy places the organism in Eukaryota, Viridiplantae, Streptophyta, Magnoliopsida, Malpighiales, Linaceae. The record is from the annotation of a GenBank genome assembly.
AUGGCUAUCCCUCCAGUACUGCUACUAUUCCUCGUCUUCGAUCCCGUCACAACCCACGGGUUUAGACAUUGCGGCAGUUCCCUCAAUUAUAACAACCCCGGCCGUGCCGCGGCAGUUCCCUUAAUAACAACGCCCUGGCGCCACCACGUGUUCCUCAACUUCCGGGGGCCCGACGUCCGCCACACCUUCGCCGACCACCUCUACUACGCCCUCGUCCGCAAAGGCAUCAAAGCAUUCCGCGACGACAGUGACCUCCCUCGCGGCCAGAGCGUCGCCGAGGCCAUCCCGCGCGCCAUCGAGGAGUCCAAGCUCUCCGUCGUCGUGCUGUCCAGAGGCUACGCCUCGUCGGAGUACUGCUUGGACGAGCUGGUCAAGAUCAUGCAGACCGUCAAGGAGAAGGGGCACCAGGCUUUCCCGGUGUUCUACAGAUUGACACCCGACGACGUCGUCGAUCAUAUGUGGUCGGGGUGUUACAAGGACGACUUUGACCGUCACAAAAGGGUAUAUAGCUACGAGAGGGUGGACAGCUGGAGCCACGCGCUCACAGACAUUGCCGAUAUUGCCGGAUGGGUUCUCCCCAGUGACCGAUCGGAAGCAGUAAUGGUGGAGAGAAUCGCGGAGAACAUGGCGUCGAAGGUGCACGAGCUGGGCCCGGCGUCCUCGUCCGUCACGAGCGAUGCUACUGUUGGGUUUUGUGGGACCGAUAAUGUUGGAGGGAAAUUAUUACAGCAUGACGAUACGACUGGACAACCUACGCGCCCGCCGCCGCCGGCCAGUGAGAAUAUUGAUCGUGGCCACUUCGUCCCGCCAUUUCGGCCGGAACAGUUUGCAGGCGACGAUACUACUACUUCUCCUCUGUCUUCUAAAACCUGCCGCGCUAGCAACGAAAGCGACCAUACUGAGCCGCGCUCGUCGACGAUUCCGGCCGUGCGGGUGAGGCUGGUCGGGGUGCCCGUCGAGUACAUGAACGCUCAAGGCCUGAGCUACAUCGCCAGCGUGAUUGGGAAGCCGAUGUACAUGACGACGAGGCUGAGUGAAGAAGGUAUCACGAACAUUGUUGUUGCACUUGGGGAUGAUCAGGAUGAGAAAGAUGGCGGUGGAGUGGCGGCGGCGGCGGUGGUCGUUAAAGUUUUUUUUUAUCAAUGGAGGCCUUGCAGGGGAUUUGAUUGA